AUCACCGUCUUCCUUGCCAUUCUCACCUCUUGAUCCAACCAGCAGCAUCCCCCUCCCCAGCGAGCCAUUAUGGGAGACACGAACGAUCCGGCGCAACAAGCGUUCAAGAGCGCAAUACACGAAUUCAAGUCCAACUUGAAGAAUGAGGAGCUGUACCGCCAAAUACUGGAAACCACCUCCAUCGACCAGGUGUAUGAUGCAACAGACAGCCUUCAGAGAGAGCAAGCGAAGAAGGGCCACCUCCGCAAUCUGUCUAAGAUUGAUGUUUACCUGAGUCGACUGAGGGAGUAUGCCGGCGUGGUGGAGGUCUUUGUUCAGGUCCAGCCGGACAUACUGGCGCUCAUAUGGGGCCCAAUCAAGUUGAUCCUCCAGUGGGCAAAUGUAUUGAAACAGUCAUUUGAUGCCAUUGUCAACACCCUAGAGGAAAUUGGCAUCUUGCUCCCGGAAUUUACGGAGCUGAGUAGGAUCUUUGAAGACAGCGAUCGGGUCAAAGAAGUCCUGGUGCUUUUCUUCAAGGACAUUCUCGAUUUCUACCUGAUCACAGUGCAGUUUUUCAGUUCAUCACGGUUAAAGUUUGUUUUCGAAAUGUUCUGGCCAAGUCGCCACGAGAAGAUCAAACUGGUGGGCGAUCUCAUCAAACGACACGCGCUUCUCAUGCGAAACGAAGUUCGGCUAGAAGAAAUCCGAGAGGCACAUAAUUCCAGGCGCCGGGAUCUGGAGCAUUUCCAGUUGACAGAGAGGGUUUUCACGCAACAGGAAUACAGCAGUAUCCGAGUGCAUGUUUCGCCUAGAAGCUACGACGAAGAUCUGUAUCGGUUAUCAGAGAGCAUUUGCCCAGGGACAGGAAGGUGGCUGUUCCGGGACAAACCUUUCCAGGAGUGGACAAACUCUGCGGCCUCUGUAUCGAAGAUCUUAUGGCUCAAAGGGAUUCCGGGAUCCGGAAAGACAUUUCUUACCGCUACGAUUAUCAACCACGCCAAGUCACUCAAUUCGAAAGCCUUGGGACAAAAUGCAACACUGUUUGCUUUCCUUAGCUAUAAGGAAUCCCACACAACCGCUCUUUCGGUCAUCCACUCUCUGAUCUUCCAGCUCACCGAUGACUCUGGAACUCUACGAACAGCGCUUUGUCAAUCCAGCAGGCAAAACUUAAGGAGCAGCCUUGAGGUUGCAGUAGGACUUCUCAAAUCACUACUCAGAUGUACCAUGUUUACAUUCAUUGUUGUUGACGGGAUCGACGAGAUUGAAGAGGUGGAACGCAUUAUAUUGCUAAAGCAACUACUACAGAUUCUCAAGAGUUGCGAGAAUUGUCGGAUUCUUCUUAGCAGCCGUCCGGAAUCCGAUAUAAUAGCCAUUCUCAAAGAUCAUACUUUCGACAUUGAGGUCAAUAAGAGAAACUCCGGAAGCGUUCAGGCAUACGUCAACAACCGCAUGGCUGAGUGGUUUCAAGCAAAGGCAUUCGAUCCCGAAUUCCAAAAAGGCAUCGAAGGCUCACUGGCAAAACUCGCACACACUGCAAACGGGAUGUUCCUUUAUGCACGGGUAGUCUUUGCGAUUAUAUGGGAAAUCGACACUUUGGAAGAGCUUCGUAGUUUGCUCAAAUUCCCUCCAGCGACACUGAACGAUGCAUACGGAAGGAUCUUUGACAGGGUCAACCAAUCAAUAAACGUCAUGUUGAAGAGCAAAGCUCGAAGAAUAUUAGGGUGGGUAUGUUGCGCUCCAUCGCCUCUUACCAGGCAGGAGAUUGAACAUGCCUUGAUUGUCAACUCGGAAGAUACCGAAGGAGAGGCCAAAGUGGUCUCUGUCCUCGAUGUCGUUCGAGUCUGUGGGCCCAUGGUGGAGGUGGUUGACGAUCACGUGCAGUUCGUUCACUUCACAGCCAAGGAGUAUAUUCUCCACAACGAAACACUCGACCACAUCACGCUCCUCGAUGCGACGCUAAGUUUGACCACCUGCUGCAUAACGUAUCUUUGUCAAGCGCAUCACAAUCAGGAGCUGUCAGUAGAAGAAAUCGGCGAAAACCUUCUUUCGGGAGCCUACAGACUCCACGAUUUUGCCGCUUUAUUUUGGUUCGAAUUGCUCAAACAGUUUCUUAUCUUGAACAAGACAGACAAGUUGCCAGACGACCUGGUGAACGGCUUAGAGAGUCUCUAUGACGAACGAUAUGAUGCGGGACAUCAGGCCAACGCCGAAAGUCAGGACAUAGAACCGGAGUUCGAUAUCUUUGGUCCGAAGCUUGCUCCUUUGCAGCAAAUGUUGAACCAUGUGUCUGGGUUCCAGAAAACAACUGCCAAUGCUGACUACCAUCUCGGCCAAGAGGCACGUUGGAUUCACUUGGAUCCAUUGACAAAUUCUCGCACAUCAAUCGGCAUCUAUGCUCAACUAGAUCAUCUUCUCUGCCCAAAAGCGCACCACGAGCACGGCUGUGCAUGUACAACCAUCCAGCAACACUACGGCCCUAGAGUUUUCAAGUGCGGCUUCCUACGUUGCCAGUCACGUCGUCAUGGCUUCAAAACGAGGUCCGAGCGAAAUUCUCACGAGAAGCAUCAUGAGCAACCGUGGAAAUGCGAUGUCCCUGGUUGCGAGUACUCGGACACUGGGUUUCUUACGCGCAAAUGGAGAGAUUACCAUCUACAGAGCGACCACCGACCAGAAGGGCACGCAAAAGCAGGUGCGCUUGGCGAUCCAGACGAAGAUGAAAUUCAGCCUCUAUUGUUUGAUCUAGUAGGGACUGACAAUGUGGAGGCUGUGAGAGCGCUUUUACCCCGGUUUGAGAAUCUUCCAGAGUCAGUGAAAGCUGAGCUGGCUAUCCAGGCAGCUGUAUCUGGAUCAUCGUCAAUGCUCGAUUUGAUUUGGCCCAAUGCGUGGAAAGGUACUGAGGUUUCCUUGCACGCAGACUCACACAACGAAGCGUGUGUCGCGGCUAUAGAAGCGGGAAAUUUCAAUUCCUCGAGAUGGUUGGUUGCUAGAAUACGGCAAAACCAUACGAACCGUUGGUCUCAGUGGGGAAAACUCCUCGUCGCGGUCUUGGCUUUUGAAUCGAAGGAAAUGUACGAAAUCUGGAAGGCAGCCUUUUGUUUUUUGGCUACAGCCGUCCUUAAGAAUUCGGUAGCAAUGAGUUUUGUGGUUCAACUAGCACAACAGACCGUUGCGGCAACUGAAAACAAAACAGAGAGAGAGCGCAUGCUCUUGUUGCUUUGGAAGGAAACGAGGGCAUUGGAACCGCUCAAUCACAGGGAUUUAGGAGCUGCUUUAGUCAAUGUUGCAAGCACAACUUGCUCAAUUGACCUGGCACGGACACUCCUGGACGCCGGGGCUGAAAUUGACUACAAACGAGUCAGAAACUCUCCCACACCGCUACACUACGCAGCAAGAAAGAGCUCAGAAGAGGCAGCUAGGCUUAUGGAGCUCCUCCUCCAUCGCGGGGCCGAUCCCAAAACCUCUUCCAAGCACCGCAGAAUUGAAGAUGAAAAAGGAAUAACGCAGAUUCCAAGGUGGUUAGGCUUAUCUUGGGAUGAACUAGUCGAGAACACAAAGGCCAACCGCGAGGCAAUUGAGAGUUGAUCUACAGCUGUAGCUAGAACUGGUACUUGCCAAUACAUGAGACCCGGUAU
Messenger RNA from Colletotrichum destructivum, 3611 nucleotides. RefSeq names its product Putative NACHT nucleoside triphosphatase, P-loop containing nucleoside triphosphate hydrolase. The transcript is spliced from 7 exons. The coding region runs from base 70 to 3561 and encodes 1163 amino acids. Gene Ontology annotation, molecular function: protein binding. The record is from RefSeq and is a predicted model, not a curated record. Lineage: Eukaryota; Fungi; Ascomycota; Sordariomycetes; Glomerellales; Glomerellaceae.